This is a messenger RNA of Harmonia axyridis, 752 nucleotides long. RefSeq lists its product as uncharacterized. The record is from RefSeq and is a predicted model, not a curated record. The transcript has 3 exons. Lineage: Eukaryota; Metazoa; Arthropoda; Insecta; Coleoptera; Coccinellidae. The coding region runs from base 89 to 703 and encodes 204 amino acids.
UAUAAAUAUAAAACGCAGAUUUUCCUCGUGCUCCACUACUGUUAACACGUUCAAAAAGAAUUCCAAAGUGACCAACUAGAAAUUCGUUAUGGAGAAACACCAUAUCGUCCUCUUUCUUGGUAUACUGGUGUUAGUAUUGACAAAAAUUGAGGGUAGGCCUUCCGCUUCCAUUGAAAAUGGAAUAUGGAAAUUCUACUCAACUCAAUCGUUGUUUCAGUCAAAAAGCUCCGAAGAAAUCGAUAAGUUGAGCCUCUUCGAGAAAAAUGGACUAUUGUCACAAAUCGGAGACGCAGUGGAGGCAGGAGUGAAUUCCGCAGAGAAAAACAUUGGAAAUGGCAUUAAGAUGGUACAUAAAGUCCUGAAGGAAAUUGUUGACCAGAUCGAGUCAGAUAUAGAAAACGGAGCAAACCUUGUGGUCAAAGUUGUUCAUGAUGUUGGAGAGGAGGUACUAAAAAGCUCUGAAGAACAUUCAGGCGAAAAUUCUGAUGAAUCAAAGCAAGAAGUCCCCAGUAAAAAUGUUCGUGUAAAAUUGACGAUAGGUGAAACUGGACAAGCAGGUGAAACCGCUAAGCCAACCCAACAAGAAACUACUACUAGCCUACCCAAAACAACCGAAUCAGAACAAACACCAGGUCCAGUUCCACCAAGUGCUAUUCGCAUAAAGUACAUUAUAGGUCCUGAUGGAAAGGCCAAACUACAAUGAAAUAUUGAUUUUUGAUUCAAAUCGAAAUAAAAUUGUAUUAUCACAAGAA